AUGACCUCCCGCGAGAUACUCCUCAAACCAACUCAAGCCCUCCUAGAAGCCCUCACAAACCCAGACCCAACGAACCCCAACCACCUCUUGUCAACAUUCACAACCAUCCCAACUCCCGUAGUCCACGAACACGGCCUCCCUCAGCUAGCACCCUUCCUCGGCCGCCCAUUCACCGGCCAAGAUGGAAUAGCAGCCUACUUCGACCUCCUCUCCUCCCUCCUCUCGGUCAGGAAUAUGCUCUUCGAGCCCGAGGAGAGCUGGGUAGUCGACGAGAGCUGCAUGGCUGUUUCGCUACGCGGGACGGCGACGUUUGUGUGGAAGGAGACGCGGCAGGCGUGGGAUGAGACGUUUGUGUAUCGUAUUAAGCUUGCUGUUGACAGUAGCGAGGAUCCGGUGAAGAAGGGGGGUUGGCGGUUUGCGAGUAUCAUGUUUGGGCGGAUACAGGCGCGGCGUAUCUUGCUAGAAUGGGGAAGUUGGGGGAGUUGUUAG
Messenger RNA from Penicillium paradoxum, 489 nucleotides. RefSeq lists its product as uncharacterized. Bases 1 to 489 code for a protein of 162 amino acids. Lineage: Eukaryota; Fungi; Ascomycota; Eurotiomycetes; Eurotiales; Aspergillaceae. The record is from RefSeq and is a predicted model, not a curated record. The transcript has a single exon.